Molecule: messenger RNA, 972 nt
Organism: Arachis stenosperma
Lineage: Eukaryota; Viridiplantae; Streptophyta; Magnoliopsida; Fabales; Fabaceae
Product: peptidyl-tRNA hydrolase, mitochondrial
Exons: 8
Coding region: 79-849 (256 amino acids)
Molecular function (GO): peptidyl-tRNA hydrolase activity
Source: RefSeq, a predicted model, not a curated record
UUCCUACCUUCUUCGCUUUUAGGGUUCAUGCGUGACUGCUUCAAGUUGUUCUGUCGUUGAAAGUUGAAACCACAAAACAUGAACCUUUGCGCGUCUUCCUUCAAAUUCAACCUCCCCGGCUGCCGGCACUGCUUGCGCUUGUCAAAACCCCUAAUCUCUGCGUCUUUGACGGUGUCUCUGUUCUCCCAUCAGAAUCCUUCUUCGUCCACCGCAAUGGCAGCUUCCAUCACCACUGACACUUCGAAGCCCAAACAGAUGGACCCUUGGCUUAUCGUCGGCCUCGGCAAUCCCGGCAAGAAGUAUUCUGCCACCCGCCACAAUGUUGGUUUUGAGAUGGUUGAUACUAUUGCCGAAGCUGAGGGGAUACCUAUGAGCAGCGUUUCCUUCAAAGCCUCCUUUGGAAAAGGUUUUAUAGGUGAUGUACCAGUUAUACUUGCAAAACCACAAACUUUUAUGAAUGCAAGUGGGGAAUCUGUUGGGGCCAUAGUUUCGUAUUUCAAGAUUCCAUUGAAGCAAGUAGUUGUGAUCUUUGAUGACAUGGAUUUGCCUUUUGCUAAAUUGCGGCUGCUACCAAAGGGUGGACAUGGAGGUCACAACGGAAUGAAAAGUAUAAUUAAUCACUUUAAAGGGAACACUGGUUUUCCCCGCUUAAGAAUCGGCAUUGGACGGCCUCCUGGGAAAAUGGAUCCUGCAGCAUUUGUUCUUCGCCCUUUCACUAAGCAGGAAAGAGAAGAGUUGGACUUUACAUUACAAGAUGGAUUAGAAGCAAUGCGGAUUCUUUUGCUAGAGGGAUUUGAUAAAAGUGCAACGUUUGUUAAUAGUGCCAAAAAGAUAGAGCAAAUGGGUUGAGUGAUUGCUGAAUCUAAAAAUCAUUUUGGCAAGUUGAAACAGACAGAAGCAUGUGGCUACAAUAUACAAUGUUUAAGCAAGUAUUCAUCCAUUCUUUCGUAAGUAUGCUUCUGUUACAUUUGG